Nestor notabilis (Kea) is the source of this 1259-nucleotide messenger RNA. RefSeq names its product serum/glucocorticoid regulated kinase 2 (gene SGK2). Lineage: Eukaryota; Metazoa; Chordata; Aves; Psittaciformes; Psittacidae. The record is from RefSeq and is a predicted model, not a curated record. Gene Ontology annotation, biological process: protein phosphorylation. Bases 1 to 1095 code for a protein of 364 amino acids. Gene Ontology annotation, molecular function: protein serine/threonine kinase activity; ATP binding. The transcript is spliced from 12 exons.
AUGGAUCGUUCCCGGAGCCCAGAUAAAAGCACCCAGCCUCCAACACCAACUGACAACAUCAACCUUGGACCUUCUGCUAACCCAAAUGCCAAGCCAACAGACUUUGACUUCCUGAAGGUUAUUGGCAAAGGAAGCUUUGGAAAAGUUCUUCUGGCCAAACGCAAGUGUGAUGGGACUUUUUAUGCAGUGAAAGUUUUGCAUAAGAAAACCAUCCUAAAGAAAAAGGAGCAAACCCACAUCAUGGCAGAACGCAACGUGCUCCUGAAAAACGUCACACAUCCCUUCCUUGUGGGACUCCAUUACUCCUUCCAGACCUCAGAGAAGCUUUACUUUGUGCUUGACUAUGUAAAUGGAGGAGAGCUUUUCUUCCACUUGCAAAGGGAGCGCUGUUUCCGUGAACCCCGGGCCCGAUUCUAUGCUGCAGAAGUUGCUAGUGCAAUUGGAUAUCUGCAUUCCUUAAACAUCAUUUACAGGGACUUAAAACCUGAGAACAUUCUCCUGGAUUGCCAGGGACACAUAGUAUUGACAGACUUCGGGCUCUGCAAAGAAGGAAUGGAGCAAGAGGAGACAACUUCUACUUUUUGUGGCACUCCGGAGUACCUGGCUCCUGAGGUGCUAAAGAAGCAGCCGUAUGACAGGACAGUAGACUGGUGGUGCCUAGGAGCUGUCCUCUAUGAAAUGCUGUUUGGACUGCCUCCUUUUUACAGCCGGGAUGUGUCUCAGAUGUAUGACAACAUUCUGCACAAGCCACUCCAGAUCCAAGGAAGUAAGACUGUGGCAGCUUGUGACAUCCUCCAGGGACUUCUCCACAAGGACCAGAAGAGGAGGCUAGGUGCCAAGUCAGACUUUCUUGAGAUAAAGAAUCAUGUAUUCUUCAGCCCAAUAAACUGGGAUGACUUGUACCACAAGAGGAUAACUCCUCCAUUCAACCCCAAUGUGGCUGGUCCAGCUGAUCUGCGACACUUUGAUCCAGAGUUCACCCAAGAAGCCAUCUCCACCUCCAUCACCCACACGCCUGACCUAGCAGCCAGCAGCUCCAGUGCCGCAGAUGCGUUUUUAGGAUUUUCUUAUGCACCGACUGAAGAGGGCAUCUAGGUUUUAUAAAGGCUUUGAGGAAGUCAGAUUUUUAACCGAGUGGGUUUUAUGUGUGGGGUGUUUUGGUUGUGGGUUGGGUUUUUUUUCUGUUCAUGUGGGUUUUCUUGGUUUUGGUACUGUCCUUUGCUCAUGGUUUAGGGAAAUUGAGACUAACACACUAAAUG